AUGUUCUCCCUCAAGCCUCCCAGACCCACCUUCAGGUCCUACCUCCUGCCGCCGCCCCAGACUGACGAUAAGAUUAAUUCGGAACCGAAGAUUAAAAAACUGGAGCCAGUCCUUUUGCCAGGAGAAAUUGUCGUAAAUGAAGUCAAUUUUGUGAGAAAAUGCAUUGCAACGGACACAAGUCAGUACGAUCUGUGGGGAAAGCUGAUCUGCAGUAACUUCAAAAUUUCCUUUAUUACGGAUGACCCGCUGCCGUUACAGGUGUGUGUUAUUUGUGUGCUGUUUUAUUGGAUCAAGGAUUUGACUCUGAGCGUAAAUGACCACAAGAGGAAGCAGAAAGUCCUAGGUCCCAACCAGAAACUGAAAUUUAAUCCAACAGAGUUAAUUAUUUACUGUAAAGAUUUCAGAAUUGUCAGAUUUCGCUUUGAUGAAUCAGGUCCUGAAAGUGCCAAAAAGGUAUGCCUUGCAAUAGCUCAUUAUUCCCAGCCAACAGACCUCCAGCUACUCUUUGCAUUUGAAUAUGUUGGGAAAAAAUACCACAAUUCAGCCAAUAAAAUUAAUGGAAUACCCUCAGGAGGUGGCCGGGGGGCUAGUGGUGGCAGCAUCCAAAACACUCCGCUCUUCGAAACGUACUCAGACUGGGACCGAGAAAUGAAGCGGACAGGUGCUUCCGGAUGGAGAGUUUGUUCUAUUAACGAGGGUUACAUGAUAUCCACUUGCCUUCCAGAAUACUUUGUAGUGCCAAGUUCUUUAGCAGACCAAGACCUGAAGAUCUUUUCCCAUUCUUUUGUUGGAAGAAGGAUGCCACUCUGGUGCUGGAGCCACUCUAAUGGCAGCGCUCUUGUGCGAAUGGCCCUCAUAAAGGACGUGCUGCAACAGAGGAAAAUUGACCAGAGGAUUUGUAAUGCAAUUACUAAAAGUCAUCCACAGAGAAGUGAUGUUUACAAAUCAGAUUUGGAUAAGACCUUGCCCAAUAUCCACGAAAUACAGGCAGCUUUUGUGAAACUUAAGCAACUAUGCGUUAAUGAGCCUUUUGAAGAAACUGAAGAAAAAUGGUUGUCUUCACUGGAAAAUACUCGGUGGUUAGAAUAUGUAAGGGCAUUCCUUAAACAUUCAGCAGAGCUCGUGUACGUUCUAGAAAGCCGACAUCUCUCCGUCAUCCUACAAGAGGAGGAGGGAAGAGACUUGAGCUGUAUUGUAGCUUCUCUUGUUCAAGUGAUGCUGGAUCCCCAUUUUAGGACAAUUACAGGAUUUCAGAGUCUGAUCCAGAAGGAGUGGGUCAUGGCCGGUUAUCAGUUCCUAGACAGAUGCAACCACUUAAAGAGAUCCGAGAAAGAGUGUCCCUUAUUUCUGCUGUUCUUGGAUGCCACGUGGCAGCUCCUGGAACAGUACCCGGCGGCCUUCGAGUUCUCGGAGACGUACUUAGCAGUGCUGUACGACAGCACCCGCAUCUCCCUCUUCGGCACCUUCCUCUUCAACUCUCCUCACCAGCGGGUGAAACAAAGCACGGAAUUUGCUAUCAGCAAGAAUAUCCAGUUGGGUGAUGAAAAGGGUCUAAAAUUCCCCUCGGUUUGGGACUGGUCUCUCCAGUUCACAGCAAAGGACCGCACCCUUUUCCAUAACCCCUUGUACAUCGGGAAGAGCACGCCCUGCGUCCAGAACGGUUCUGUGAAAUCUUUCAAACGGACAAAGAAAAGCUACAGCUCCACGCUGAGAGGAAUGCCGGCUGCCUUCAAGAACGGCGUCCUCGGCGACCAAGACUUAGUCCCCAGGAGAAAUUCGUUAAUCCUACCAGCAAAGCCCGAGCCCCCUCAGCACCCCGACAGCCGGCAGAGCGGGCUGGAGCGCUACUUCACCGAGUGGUGCUCCAGACCGGCCGACCUGCACGGCGUCCUUCUGCCGCACGUGUCCGGGCCGCGCGUGAAGCUCUGGAAACUCUGCUACUUCCGCUGGCUGCCGGAGGCGCAGAUCAAGCUCGGCGGCUUCAUCACUGCCUUUCACAAGCUCUCGGUGCUGGCCGACGAGGUGGACGCGCUCAGCAGGACGCUGCGGCAGCCCCGGGCCGGCCCCCCGCAAGCCUGCUCUCCGGGGCUGGACAAGAGCAGGAUGUACUUCCGGGCCGACGGCCCGCACGACGCCUCGGGGACGCCGGACUUCCUCUCCUCCUCCUUUCCCUUCUCCCCCGUAGGCAACCUGUGCAGGCGAAGCAUUUCGGGAACGCCACUAAGCAAAUUUUUAAGUGGGGCCAAAAUAUGGUUAUCUACUGAGACACUAGUAAAUGAAGACUGAAGGGUCCUAUUUGCUGAACGUUUGGAGGGAAGCCACAGACUUCUCCUCUGAAUUAAAAUUGCUAACCUAGGCAUUUGAGGCUCUAAGAAUUUUCUAUGUCAGAAUAACAGAGGAAAUUUGCACUAAUAUUUGGAAACCUGUUGAAUUAGGCUUCCUUCGUAAUUUUUUUUUUUUUUUAGAAACAGGCGGAACUUCUCUUUUUGAUGGCCUCUUUUUGCCAUUGCAGGUCUGGCCCAGUUGUAGGUGAUCUGGAGGCAGACCUUCCCCCACUCUUACUACUGUGAGCAAACCAGUUAACAGGAAAGUUAGGAAAUUAGUGUGUAGUAGAUUUUCAAGAUGCAUCCGGUAAGCACCCCCCACAGGCGUUAGGAGGUAUUCAUAGAUUUUUUCCGGUCACUGUCCGGUCACUGUCCGUUCUCUGCGAUCACCUGAGGGCUUAGUAUUUCCAAGGCCAUAAUUUAUUGUAGAUCACCUUGUUUGGGACCAUAGGUCACUGUGUUUUAAAAUCCUGAGUUUGCUUUCACCUUCAUAGGACUAAUAUGCACGGUUGACUUCGAAAGCAUUCGCUGUAGAUAAUACCAACUUAGAAGUGCCUUUGACAUUAAUAUUAAUUAAGGUACGCAUUAACACAAAGUAAACCACAGUUGCAGUUUUUAAAAUAAGGGUGUUAAAAGCCUGCAUAUUGGAAACAGGCUUUUCACCUCGGAGCUUCCUGCCGGUAGCCAGGAGUCCCCCAAAGCACAUUGCCUUCCCUCUGAGAGUCAGCGAGGACAAGCGGGCGUGAGGGGAGGUCCGCGUUGGUGGGACCGCAGCCGGGGAGAGUGCUGUCCGCCGAAACCCUCCCGCAGAAAGAGCCGGCUGGCUCCCGGGCGUUUGGGGCGUCGCCGUCUAUGCCCAGGGUGGUGGGCGGUCGCGGAGAUCACUAAGGCGGCCGUGAGUCCGCUCGCCUGUGCGGAAGGCCCUCCUCCCCCCGACGAAGUGCCUGGCAGCGCCGUAGAGCCAACAGGGCAAACGACAGUGCACUUCUCUCAAAAGACCGCCAUUUCCGUGUGGAGAGAAGCCCCCCGCCCCCCGGCCUCUGCCAGCCAUGCGGAGAGGGAGAAGCGCGCACACAGGUGUGUGGGGGUCACCCCGUGGGACCGGAAGCGAGCGAGCGCCGCGGGCUCCUUACGGCAGUGGCCUUCACCCCUCCCUCCGAUGCGCACUCCCAGGCCCUGUUGACAGGUGGAUGUUUUCAAAUUGGGCUGUUACUUAGAGUUUCUUCAUUAAACUGCCGUCUUAAGCUUUACAGAAGUUUUGCAGUGAAGUGGUUAAUCUUUUCUAAAACAAGUUUUUUCAGAGCAGUGUUUUACUGUCCCGUGUAAUGAAUAGCUGUUUCUGUUUGAAUUAUUCGCCUUUUUAAGAUUGAUGUCUCUGGACUUUGAGGACAGAAGUUUUCAUAAAAUGUCUUCGGAAAUUCAUCUGUGGAUUAGCCCAGUGUUUUUGCCAACCUAGGCCUAGAAAGUCGGGGCUUUUCUCAGUAGCACUGUUACUACUAAACGUUUUAUAGUCCCUGAUUGGAAACCAGUCCCAGGCCCCUUAAAAUCCCACAGCGUAUCCUGCCACAGAAAGUGUCAUAAUUCUCCCUUUUUGAUUAAGCUGCCUUUUUAUUAUUACAAAUUAUUCUAAACUGGGGGGUUUUGGAGAGGGAUUGUUGAGCAUUUGUAUCUUUAUACUUCUCUUUCCUCACACAUUUAUCUCAACUCCUUGAGCAAUUUUUUUGUUAAUUUACAAGUUUAAAGGAGAUUAGGUACUAUCAAUACUGUUUUAAAAUAGAAAAUGUGCAUAUUUUUGUAUGAUAAUCAAACGUAGUAAAAUACGGUUUUUCGUUUUAUUUUCGCUGGACAGUUGUAUCAUGAUUACCGUGCCGCAGGUUACCGCGCAUAACAUGAUGUACAGCUGUAACGGCGUCAAGUCGUAGCCAUCGUAAGGCUGCCGGCACCCCU
Neomonachus schauinslandi (Hawaiian monk seal) is the source of this 4271-nucleotide messenger RNA. RefSeq names its product myotubularin related protein 10 (gene MTMR10). NCBI's taxonomy places the organism in Eukaryota, Metazoa, Chordata, Mammalia, Carnivora, Phocidae. The transcript is spliced from 15 exons. The coding region runs from base 1 to 2286 and encodes 761 amino acids. The record is from RefSeq and is a predicted model, not a curated record.